This is a messenger RNA of Cephus cinctus (wheat stem sawfly), 6169 nucleotides long. RefSeq names its product glucose dehydrogenase [FAD, quinone]. The transcript has 8 exons. NCBI's taxonomy places the organism in Eukaryota, Metazoa, Arthropoda, Insecta, Hymenoptera, Cephidae. Gene Ontology annotation, molecular function: oxidoreductase activity, acting on CH-OH group of donors; flavin adenine dinucleotide binding. Bases 318 to 3221 code for a protein of 967 amino acids. The record is from RefSeq and is a predicted model, not a curated record.
GCAAAAAAAUCCCACGGUGAUAAAUCGAUUGUUCACGGGUAUUCGCGAUCCUUGUCAUUUGAGCUGCUGCGCGGCUGGACCCGAAGCCUCCGAGGUGUCAAAGAGGAGUGCGAGAAGGAAAUUGAGAGAUUCGAAAGGAAAGACGAAAGAUCAAGGGGAAAUGAAAAGGAAAACCCAGGUGGGAAAAAAGAGCGGAAGAAGUAGAAGGAUAAAAAAUCCGUGGGUCUACGGAGGAAAGAAAAGAUCCGACUGAGUUGGGCGGGAGAACCGAAGGACUGGAAAUAGUGGGACUGGACGAGCAGCGAACCAAUGAACCAAUGAGACAAUGGGACAACGAGACAAUGAGAAAGAGGAAUCUGGGCUCCGGAGGAUUGGCGACAUCGCGGCCAAGCUGGACUAAGCCUCCCGAAUGGUUAACACCGACGUCGCCGAGCAGAGUCAGGACAUUCGUUCUUCUGGACUCACCGAAGAGACACGCGAAAGCGCAGCGAUUGCCAAAACGUUCGAUCGCUAAGGUACACGGCGCGCAAAAUUCCAGUUGUCUCGUAAUGUCUUGGGUUCCGCCAAAUUUGGCAGAAUUAUGCUCAGCCCACACGACAGUCUCCAGCUGCCAGCCGGCAUCCUACAUGUUCCUGGCGAUCGUAGCCAAACUUCUGGGCAAGUCGAGAGACGGUCGCAUGGGCCAUUCGAAAAAGUUGUCCUCGUCGUUGUAUUCGCCGCUCAGGAAUCUCGACUACGGUCGAAAAUUGUCGACGAACGCGCAGAGCAACAAGGCGGCCGACGUCGACGCCACAAAUCCGUACGCUUAUUACAUGUCGACGUUUGGGCUCCCAGCCUCGGGUCAAAGGGCGAAUCUCCAGCCAGUCACCUCUGGCAGCCAUUUCGACCAUGGUCGCAGCUCGAGUAGUCCUGUGAGGAGGUUCCGGGUCGGGACGCAAAGUCAGGAGCCCACCGACGCCGGACGCGGAGCGCCGCUCGUUGGCGAAUACUCGAGUUACUAUACGACGGAGUCCAGUUUGUCGCAACCAGUCGGAAUCGAAGAACGGGACGGAUACGAGGAUAGAGAAAAUGACGACUACAAUUACGAAUCAAGGAGCGCGAAUUACGAGACGCCUGAGGAUCCUGUGAUUUAUCGAGAAAUGGCCUCGUUCCUACUGGGAAAUUCCGAGGACUCGAUGCCCCUGUAUCCUCCACUUUCCUACGGGGAGGAACCGAACGACGAUCUGGCAGAGGUCAAGCCUGACGGGCGACGAGUCGCUGCUUCUGGACGCGGCCAGGAUCAGCCUGACGUCAUCCCUGUUGUCGAACGGCUCGAGGAAAUCUCCGACUCGGGUUUCGGUACUGGUUUCGCCAUUUAUGACAACUGGAAGAAGAACAUUGGCCAAACGAGCGAACGCCUGCGGAAGCUGGACGUCGAGGACGUCGAGGACGUCCAGGGCGCCUACUCCGAGAAUAAUUUACUUUCGUUGUCCACGGCUGCUAUUGAACUGACUCAGGCUCUUUUCCCGAAGCAGCAAGGCUUCUUGCCCAAGGAGUUCGACUUCGUUAUCGUCGGCGCCGGUUCCGCCGGUUGCGUCUUGGCCAAUCGGCUGUCCGAAAUUAAAAAGUGGAAGAUAUUACUACUGGAGGCCGGUAUAGAAGAACCCGAGGUUGCCGAUGUACCGGCAUUCGCUUCGAUGCUUCAGGCCAGCAACAUCGACUGGAAGUAUCGAACGCAACCGGAGAAGCACUCGUGUCGAUCGAGACGCGGGAAGACCUGUCCCUGGGCUCGGGGCAAGGUAAUGGGAGGCUCCAGUACGAUCAAUUAUAUGAUCUAUAUACGUGGAAACCGGAAGGAUUACGACGAUUGGGCGCAGCAGGGAAACGACGGCUGGAGCUACGAUCACGUCCUCCCGUACUUCCUCAAGUCGGAGAACAACGAGGAUCACGACAUCCUAAAGGAGAAUCCGCACUACCACAGCAAGGGUGGUUAUCAGAACGUCGAGCGGUUCCCGUACGACGAUAAGAACGCGGACAUCUUGAUCGACGCUUGGAAGGAACUGGGCUACAGGGAAGUGGACUCCAAUGCCGAGGAGCAGCUGGGAGUGAUGAAGCUGCAAUCGACGUCGAUCCACGGGAGUAGGCAGAGCACGAACGGCGCCUUCAUAAGGCCGAUCAGAUACAAGAGAGAGAAUCUGGUGAUCGAGACUCAGGCCCACGUGUCCCGGAUCCUGAUCGAUCCUAAGACCAAGCACGCCACUGGAGUGGAGUACAUGUCGACCAGGACUGGAUUCGUAAAAGUGGCCCUUGCCAGGAAGGAAGUGAUCCUGUCGGCCGGCGCGCUCAAUUCCCCGAAGAUCCUCAUGCUGUCGGGUGUGGGUCCUGCGAAGGAACUGAAGAGUCACGGGAUCCAGGUCAUCUACGAUUCUGCCGUUGGGCACAAUCUUCAGGAUCACGUGACCAUGGACGGAUUCGUUAUCGCACUGACGAACAAGACGGCCACCGCCAAGAACAACGAGGGAAAGUUAAAGGACCUCAAGUACUACGAGCAGACCCACAUGGGUCCCUUGUCCGCGACUGGGUCCUUGUCCUGCGGUGUCUUUGCGCAAACUUUGUACCAGCAUGGGUUCGACAAGCCUGACAUACAGUACGCCUUCGACGCGAGCAACAUCAAGGACUUCUUGACUGAUCCUGCCGAGUUUGGCGAAACUGCCGUGGAGCCACUGGCGUAUUAUGACGCGAUCAACAUAAGACCCAUUCUGUUGAGUCCCAAGAGCAGGGGCUACCUCAAGCUGAACGAUACCGAUCCAGUCUGGGGUCAGCCGUUGAUCUACCCGAAAUACUUCACGGCUUACCCCGAUCUGGACGCCAUGGUAGCUGGAAUACAAAUAGCCCAGCGUCUAUUUGAUACCAGGUCCUUCAAGGAACACGGAUUUCAAUUGAUAGACGCGCCCCUUCCGGCUUGCCAAAAAUUCAAGUUCGGGACCCACGAGUAUUGGGAAUGCGUCCUGAUGGAAUAUACCGGGACCAUUUAUCACCCGGUUGGGACUUGCAAAAUGGGACCCAAGGAAGACCCCCAGGCGGUGGUGGAUCCUAAAUUGAGGGUCUACGGCGUCAAGGCACUCAGGGUCGUGGACGCGUCGAUUAUGCCAAUCAUAGUCAGAGGAAACACCAACGCGCCGACGAUCAUGAUCGCUGAAAAAGCCAGCGACAUGAUCAAGGAUCACUGGUUACACGAAUGAUCUGGACCUUGUGGUUCGCUUUAUUCAUUCUUCCACCAUUGACCAUUCUUCGACGUGUCUUUCGUUGAAGCGAUUAUGAGACAGAGUCACGAUUUUGGGAUAUCGAUUUUUCGGAUUGGUUAAAAUUUUUUACGGGAUCGAAUUCAAGUUGCCAUUAAAAGAAUUGUCCAUUCUUUUAGGGAUUUUGGGAAACGGUCAAUCAACCAACUGUGUCAUAGACAUUAUACGUAGACAGUAAUUUUAAUGAAACGUGUAGUGGCUGCUUGAUGGGAAUUAUACACCUGCAGUAGGUACACGCCGCCAUUCUACCACUCCAAUGAUUAAACGCACGUGACAGAGCCAUGUAUAUAGUAUAAAUAUGUCGAAUUUUAACCAUUUUCGAAAUCGAUAUUCGCUCCAAUCUCUCGCCUUUCCAUUUAUUCAGAAUUUUGACAUGCGUGAAUUGCCAUGCAACAAAACAAUCUGCUACUCGUAUAAUCAACUGUCAACGAGUCUCGUGAAAAUCUCGAUUUUACUCGCAAGAUCAAACGCACGUAUUUCUGAUUCUAGUGUUAUCUUUCAUGCAGUCCUAAGAUUCUGUAAGACGGUAGAUAUCGAAGCAACAGGUUGUUGCGCCUAACUAUAAUCUUAUUGAAACGUAAAGUUAUAUUGUUAAUUAUCAUUUGUUAUCAAAUACACUUCUUCUUCUUGUGUAUCACGUAUACGUUAUAUAAUUUUUAUUUCGCGUACCGUCUUCAACACAACAAAUGAUGACAAAUAAUUUAAGAUACAAAAUUUAAGAAAUUGCUUUUGACAUACAUCGAUCUGAUCCGUGUUGCAAUAGAGUCAACUGCCAUAACCGAGUAAGUCGAUGUAGUUAAUGAUUAAUCAAAAAAAAAAACAAAUUACCCACUGACACGUGGCCUGUGGCUAUAAAAACUGGACAUAAAAGUAGGGAGAAGCCGCGAUGACACCGUGACUUUUAACAACAACGAGAAGCUAAUGACGUAUUUAUAAAAAAAAAAAACACCUAUAUAUUACGUCACAGCAGGCUGCAUCGUCAUUUUGUUUCUCCUAUGCAAGACGUUCGGAGCGAUUGAAAUUUUGCAAAUUAGCACUCGUAUCGAAAUUUUGUAUAGUCACGAAUUCCCAUCCUUAAGUAAUCGUGAAGACGAUUUUCUAUCUGUUACCGCGUUAACGCAACUUUUGGACCUCAAAGUCUCUCGAGACUUUCUAUAACAAUGUCCUAACGUUGAGGUAGAAGAGGAGCAUGAAAUUUCUACGUGUUCGAGCUCUUGUGAUAUAUAGUCAAUGAAAGUAAAAUUGAUUUUACGAAGUUUACUCAAAAGUAAAAAAAAUUGCCAAAAUUACAACCACGUGCAAUUGACUGGAUACUGACUAAGCAAUUGGUUUCCCCACUGGAACUCAUUCUUGAAAAUUGAAAUACACACAACCGGGUACACCGCAAACCUGAGCCUGAAACUGGUUCCAUCAUGAAAUAACUAUUACACACGUUGACACAACGUUAGAAAGCAAAUCUAACGCUUCUGGUCUGGUCUCUAAGAAAGAAUCUGCAAACGUCAAACGUUUAGAGAGACUCGACCACGAGCACGUGGGAAGGACUCCCCAUGGGACAGAAGGGACGACCGGGGGAGGAUUGAAAUCCGAACGUUCACAUACGCGCACGUGCGCACGCUCGAGGCAAAGUCAAAUUCGUAGUAGACGAAAAUCACCUGAGAAAUGUGAAUUUCAAAAUUUCUGGAAAGUCAGCGAGUCGACCAGAAAGUAUUGUCGAGUGUAAUUUCUUAAUUUUGCCUAAAUGCGAAAACCCAUUACCGAUGACUUUAAGGACAAUAAAAAUUUUAUUCAAUGACGACGACGAGUAAGAAAAAUUUUUUCUUUUGGAAAUUCGACUGAUUCUCAUUAAAGUAUCGUUUUUUAACUUACGUUACUGUUUUCCGCUAUAUCGACACCUGAGCAACAUUUAAAGAUCCCUGUACGUUUGGACUCGCGCCAUUUUGAAGAUGCAGAAUUUUAAUUUGACAAUUUUUCUCGAAUUCGCAUGCCUGUUUUUCGCGAUACUCGUUCUUGGCUGCUCCAAUGGAAAUUCUUGUGUACGUGCUCAUCGGCACGUGCAGAUACAGAUAUAUUUGGCCACGUGAAAACGCAUCCCUCGGGCUCAAGGCGAACUCUCGCUGAGACAAGUCUUUCUCCUGCAGAGAGUGCUGCCGUCGCGAGUGCUUUAUACGUUAAACCUAAGUGCGAGUUCUCAGUCUUACGCUUUCACCUGCUGCGCCAGUUCGUGACCAGUGCGAUCGCACUGAGCGACCGUCUAUCACUUGACUUCGCCUCAACUCUAAUUGACUCUUUAAAGCAUGCAAAUCGAUUUCUGGUCCACGCGAAAGUUGACAAACAUGUCCGGUUGAAUGAAUAGAGGAUCUUCGGACUUUCAUUCAUUUGUUGCAAAUAUUCCAUUGGCAAUCUUCAGCUGCCGUAGUGGAUAACAGCAAAUCUUAAUGGGACUGUUAUACAACUGACCACCAAGAUUGCACGACGAGUCUCUGAUAAGGAUAUUACGUAAGAGAGGAAUAUACGAAGCAUCCGUUUUGCUGGAGAAAUUUUAUCAAUGGUCUUGACGUCACUACGAUGAAACUCCACAGGGUUAACAGUUUUCGAGGGAAAAGUAAUAAUUUAAUUACCUGAAACUUCAAAAUAAUAAAAGCUCGGGUAAAGCUCGUCUAAGUUCCCGUACAAUAAACAGUUCGUUAAAAGUGUUCGUAAAAAUGAUGAAUGACUGAAGAAAAUAAAAUCGCUGCCCGAGAUGUUCCUUGUAAGUCGACGUAGUGAAGUCUGUGCUUGACCAAAGAGUAUUUUUCGCAUAAGGAAAAAAAAAAAAAAUUGGAUAGCAAUUAUUUAAAUAUCGUGAAGUUUGUGAGUAAAUAAACAAAAAAAAUUUGAUGAAAACUCAA